Molecule: messenger RNA, 918 nt
Organism: Funneliformis mosseae
Lineage: Eukaryota; Fungi; Glomeromycota; Glomeromycetes; Glomerales; Glomeraceae
Source: the annotation of a GenBank genome assembly
AUGUCUGUUCAACAUUUUGAUAGUUUACAUGAUGAUUUAAUACACGAUGUUGCUUACGACUUUUAUGGAAAGCGACUUGUAACCUGUUCUUCCGACCAAAAACUUAAAGUAUGGGAAAUGAGCCCAGAUACGAACAAUUGGGAACAAAUUGAUUCUUGGAAAGCACAUGAAUGCUCCGUACUAAAAGUCGUUUGGGCUCACCCCGAGUUUGGUCAAGUAAUUGCUUCGUGCUCUUUCGACCGUUCCAUUCGCAUUUGGGAAGAACAAGAGCAUGAACCAAAGAAUAGCGGAAAACGUUGGUUUGAAAAAGCGCGUUUGGUGGAUAGUAGAGGAUCCGUUCAGGAUGUCGAGUUCGCUCCAAACUUCUGGGGAUUAAGAUUGGCUUCAAUUGCUGCAGAUGGUGUUCUUAGAAUAUAUGAAGCUCUUGAAGUAUCCAAUUUAGCACAUUGGACUUUAAUGGACGAAGUGAAUGUUCAUUUGUCUAGGAAUUCUAAUACAACCACUCUCAAAGAAGCAGAAGGAAAUUAUUGUCUAUCAUGGUGUCCGUCUCGUUAUCAAUCUCCAAUGAUCGUAAUAGUAUUGGAUGGUCAUCAAGAUUUAAUUCACGAUGUAGCUUGGGCUCCAAAUAUGGGAAGGAGUUAUCAUCUUAUCGCAACUGCUUCAAAAGAUCAUCGAGUCAGGAUUUAUAAAUUACUAGACAAUAAAGAUGGUUUCGCUAUCGAAUUAAUAUCGGAUCUCAACCACAAUACGGAGGUAUGGAAAGUCAAAUGGAAUGUAACGGGCACUAUCUUGUCUUCCGCUGGAGAUGACGGAAAAGUUCGUUUAUGGAAGGCUAGUAAUAAAAUUGAAAGUGAAGGUUUUAAAUGUAUGGGCAUCGUAUGUAAUGACCGACAAAGUAGUGAUACAAUGGAAACAUAA